Molecule: messenger RNA, 450 nt
Organism: Porites lobata
Lineage: Eukaryota; Metazoa; Cnidaria; Anthozoa; Scleractinia; Poritidae
Source: the annotation of a GenBank genome assembly
AUGACAAUUAAGGUCGAAAAGAGUAAAACUGAUCAGCUUAGGCAGGGCGAUGAGGUUAUUAUCGCACAAUCAGGUGGUAGUGCUUGUCCAGUUUCCAUUCUUCGAGACUAUUUAAGCAGGUUAAACAUCGAUCCUCAUUCGGAUGAGUUAAUUUUCAGACAGUUGGUCAAAACCAAGUCAUUCUAUAAGUUGGUUAACAAAGAUAAACCUAUUAGUUACACUACUUUCAGGGAUCAUUUGUCGAAGAGUUUACGCUCAGUGGUACCUGAUCCUUCUGUUUAUGGCACUCAUUCAUUUAGGUCAAGGGGAGCUACCAAGGCUGCCAACAGCGGCGUGGGCGAGCGAGUUUUUCAGAGGCACGGGCGGUGGAAGAGUGUUUCGGCCAAGGAUGGCUAUGUCAAAGACAAUAUCACUUCUAGGAUUUCGGUCUCUAAGUCUUUAGGACUUUAG